Messenger RNA from Aureobasidium melanogenum CBS 110374, 3429 nucleotides. RefSeq names its product putative histidine kinase HHK19p. Lineage: Eukaryota; Fungi; Ascomycota; Dothideomycetes; Dothideales; Saccotheciaceae. The transcript is spliced from 3 exons. The record is from RefSeq and is a predicted model, not a curated record. Gene Ontology annotation, molecular function: phosphorelay sensor kinase activity; protein binding. Gene Ontology annotation, biological process: phosphorelay signal transduction system; phosphorylation. Bases 1 to 3429 code for a protein of 1142 amino acids.
AUGCUGUCGUUGUUGCAGACUCUCGAAACCAGAGAUGCAAAAGUUGAUCGUGACCUGCGAUUGCUAUGCAACAAGGAUUGGUCUGCUACAUCGAUGGGCCCAAUGUCCUCAUGGCCACAGGAUUUAUUAACCCUUAUUUAUGUGGCAAUGCUCUCGCCUCAGCCACAACUCUUCUUUCUGGGUAGCGAGCAAAUCUUCUUGUACAACACCGCCUACGGUUCUAUCCUCCGCGACCAUCAUCCUGCAUAUUUUGCGCAGCCCUUUGCAACCUUGGAUCGUCUGCAACCCCAAGCUGGCGCUCUCGACCAAAUCGUCAAGGAUGCUAGCAAAGGUAGCGCAUCUGCUAGACAGAUGGACAAGCUGACGUUUCUGGACAAUGGCGGUGAAAUUGAAGAAGUUUUCUUGACGGGAACCAUGGUCAAACUUCCACCGCAUCUGCCAGGCUACCAUUCGACCCUCAAUGACACAACAUGCUCAGUGGUCACAAAAAGAAGGAAUGAAUUUCUUACCGCAUUGAAGGGUUCAUGCUAUCCAACGAACGAUCUACCAGCACUUUUGGAAUCUGCGCUCCGAAAUUUUAGCGCUUGGGACAUCGAUUUUCCCUUUGCAGCAGUGUACAAAACCGAAGACCAGUCGAUCCCAGAGAGUGUGCUUGACAGUCCGCGACGCGAUGAAGGCGAUGUCAGCCUGCGCCUGGCAGGCAGCGUGGGCGACUUUGACAGCCCUUUGCCAGGACUUCUUGACCUUGGAACCCUGGACGAUAUGUUGGCACAGCGCAUGCGAGAAGCUAUCACGUCUCGAGAACCCGUUACUAUCAGGGCCACGGAAGAUGUCAUGCUGGCUGACUGGUGUCAAGCAUCAAGGAACCGCGGCUAUGGCGACAAUUGCAAACAGGCGGUUAUUUUUCCACUAAGCUAUUCGGCCUUCCAUAGUGUGAAAGCUGUGGUGGUAGUCGGUGUGGCACCGCGCAGACCUUUCGACGAGGCGUAUCAGUCAUGGAUCCGAGAGGUGCAAAAGUGUAUAGCAGAUUAUGCUUUCACAAUAGCAUGCGUCGAGUCGAAAGAGGUUGAAAGACGAAAAGCAUCAGAUCGAGCGCGUGAGGAGGCCGAGAUCAAUUUGAGGGAAUUCCAACUUCGCGAAAGAGAGGCUAAACUAGCCAACUCAAGGAUGAAAAGCGUAUUGGCGAUGGCAGAGACUAUCGAAGUUGGGUUCUUUGACUACCUGCCGACGGGAGAGCUCAUUCAAGCCAACAAUGCAUUCUACGAAUUGAGCGGAUACCCAAAAGACCCGGAGCUCAACAAGCAGUUCACCUUUCUGGACCUCUGCAUGCCAGAAGACGCCGAGAUGAUUAUGGAAAAAUGGAACUGGCUUAUGCAGGGGAAGCCAAUCACAUUCGACAUGCGGUGGAAAAAUGAUACCCCAACCGGUCAAUGGGUUCAAGCCGCCUGCACACCAGUAUUCGACGAUAGCGGUAAUAUUAUCAGUAUAUCUGGCUGUACGACAAAUAUUAUGGCACAAAAGCUCGCUCAAGAGCAUGCCUCAAAGAAAGCCGAGGCGCUGGAACAAAUGAGACUCAGUGAAUCACGUCUGCUACAAUUCACAGACAACGCGCCCAUCGGCAUCAUGAUUCGCACGUCAGAUGCACCAUUGUACGCCAACAAUAGCUGGUUCGAAAUGACUGGUCACUGCAAGACCGCAUCCUCAGACGUGGAUCUCCUAUCUGUUUUCUAUCCCGAGGACCUUCCAAGAGUUUUGGAAGUACGCAAUGAGAUCAUAGAGCAGAAAAAGGCUGUUGAAUUCCGGACUCGACUGAAGAAGACUUGGAGUAGCGUUGACGGCUCAUUUAAAGGGCAGGCGUGGGUUUCCAUCAUAGGUUUCCCAGAAUUUAGUGAAGAUGGUACCCUAAAUCGGAUGAUGUCGACGUGGACUGACGUAUCGCAUUCAAAAUUCUCGGAGCACAUGCAGCGGAAAAGGCUUGAAGAGGCCAUUGAAGCCAAAAAGAGGACUGAAGCUUUCAUCGACAUCACAAGCCAUGAAAUUCGAAAUCCGCUUGGAGCGACAGUGCACUGUGCUGAUCUUUUGAAGGAGUCCUUGGUGGAGAUGAGAAAGCUUAUCGAUACGCUCGAGAAAGAGAAAGGAGAUGUUAACAGUUCUCAGAAAACAAAAGCACGGCUAGAAGAACAUCUCAAUGGCGGAACCGAGGCUGUCGAUACUAUCAUCUCCUGCUCCAUGCACCAGAGGAAGAUUGCAGAUGACAUACUCUCCCUCAGCAAACUCGACUCCAACCUUCUCCAGGUAGCUCCGAUCACAGUCCGCGCUACAGAGAUGUUGAAUAACGUGGCGAACAUUUUCGCUGUGCAAGCCGAACGUGUGGGGGUCAAACUUCAAACUCAGCUGGAUAAGUCUUUGAGCGAUCUAAACAUUGACUGGGUCGUUGUAGACUCUGGUCGCAUCAGUCAGGUCUUAGUCAACCUUGUGACUAAUUCAAUCAAGUUCACAAAGACUUCCGAGAACGAGCGUACAGUUAUUGUUCGUCUCGGAGCAUCUAAAGAACGGCCCACCAAUCUGUCGGUGACCUACGCGACCACAGAAAAUCCCGAAGCUCGCGUGCAACCAGAACCUGUUACGGAUGCAACCUUCUACCUCUGGUUCUCGGUCACUGAUACUGGUUGUGGUAUGAGCGAGGAGGAGCAGAAACGCAUGUUCAACCGUUUCUCUCAAGCUUCUCCUAAAACGUAUACCCAAUAUGGCGGCUCUGGGCUCGGACUGUUCAUCAGUAAGAGGUUGGUUGAACUCCAAGGCGGACAAAUAGGUCUAUCAUCACAAGUAGAUGUCGGCUCCAGAUUUGCCUUCUACGUUCCUGCAAAAGAGGACGCACAAUCUACCGAUAAACUACGACCCGACAUGGCGAUUCGCACGAAAUCCAAGACCCUCAUUCCGACAGCAGUCAAUGGUACAAGUGCUGGCCAGCGCUCGUCGAACUAUUCGGUCCUGGUGGUUGAGGAUAACUUGGUCAACCAAAAAGUGCUUCAGAAACAUCUGACCAAACUUGGUCACAAAGUGCAAGUCGCAAAUCACGGACAAGAGGCUCUGGACUACCUUGCGACGACGAGUCUCUGGAAGCAAGAUAGCCUAAAUCCUUCGAGGAAUUUACAAGACGUGGACGUGGUUCUCAUGGAUAUAGAGAUGCCCGUCAUGGAUGGUUUGACAUGCUCCAGACGGAUUCGUGAAUUGCAGGCUUCCGGAGACAUUGUCAGCCACAUUCCCAUUAUUGCUGUCUCGGCGAACGCGCGAACCGAACAAACGAAACAAGCCUACGAUGCCGGUGUGGAUGGAUUCAUCGUUAAGCCAUUCCGGAUACCCGAGCUAACGUCUGUAAUCACGAAAUUGGUGGACAUCAAAGAGCACUCUAAAAGUCUUUCAUCAUAG